Molecule: messenger RNA, 307 nt
Organism: Staurois parvus
Lineage: Eukaryota; Metazoa; Chordata; Amphibia; Anura; Ranidae
Source: the annotation of a GenBank genome assembly
AUGUAUGUGAAAUGGUUUGAUACAGUAAUGUUUUACUAUGUGAUUUUAGUGUAUUUAGUGAAUGUCACUUUUUGUCAUUUUCAAAUUUCCCGCCGUUCAGUCCCCCCGUAUGCUUGCAGAGGACGGAACCCAAAUGACAGAUGCCGGCAUCUGCCGGAUUACAUUGCCGGGGACACUGCAGGGGGGACAUCGUGGGAGCGCAGGACAAGGUAAGUGAACAGAUGCCGGAGCAGUGCCGCAUGAUAAGCCCGAGUGUAGCUUGGGGUUACCGCUUUUGCUACACUCGGGAAUACCGUCAGGGAGGUUA